CGGCGCGGGCGGCGCCGGGAGGCAGCUGACAGGCGUCUGCGGCUUCGCUUCAUGGCCGCCCUGCCGCCCCGCCUGGGCUCUGAGGGGAGUGGGGAAGCCCGCGGGGGCCCCGAGCCGGAGCUGGCGAGCCGAGCGGGGAACCUGAGCGCGGCGCCGCGGGGGCGCAGCAUGUGAAGCCAAGACGGCGGCCAGCGCGGGGCGAUCCUCCCAGCCGGCCGGGAUGGCCACGACGGCCGAGCUCUUCGAGGAGCCUUUUGUGGCAGAUGAGUACAUUGAACGUCUUGUGUGGAGAACCCCAGGAGGAGGCUCUAGAGGUGGACCUGAAGCUUUUGAUCCCAAAAGAUUAUUAGAAGAAUUUAUAAAUCACAUUCAAGAACUCCAGAUAAUGGAUGAAAGGAUUCAGAGGAAAGUAGAGAAAUUAGAGCAACAAUGUCAGAAAGAAGCCAAGGAAUUUGCCAGGAAGGUGCAAGAGCUCCAGAAAAGCAAUCAGGUUGCCUUCCAGCAUUUCCAAGAACUCGAUGAGCACAUUAGCUAUGUGGCAACCAAAGUCUGUCACCUUGGAGACCAACUGGAGGGGGUAAACACGCCCAGACAGCGGGCAGUGGAGGCUCAGAAGUUGAUGAAAUAUUUUAAUGAGUUUCUAGAUGGAGAAUUGAAAUCGGAUGUUUUUACAAAUUCUGAAAAGAUAAAGGAGGCAGCAGACAUCAUCCAGAAGUUGCACCUAAUUGCCCAGGAGUUACCUUUUGAUAGAUUUUCAGAAGUAAAAUCCAAAAUUGCAAGUAAAUAUCAUGAUUUAGAAUGCCAGCUGAUUCAGGAGUUUACCAGUGCUCAAAGAAGAGGUGAAAUCUCCAGAAUGAGAGAAGUAGCAGCAGUUUUACUUCAUUUUAAGGGUUAUUCCCAUUGUGUUGAUGUUUAUAUAAAGCAAUGCCAGGAGGGUGCUUACAUGAGAAAUGAUAUAUUUGAAGAUGCAGCAAUACUCUGUCAACGUGUAAACAAACAAGUUGGAGAUAUCUUUAGUAAUCCAGAAACAGUACUUGCUAAACUGAUUCAAAACGUAUUUGAAAUCAAAUUACAGGGUUUUGUGAAAGACCAGUUAGAAGAAUGUAGGAAAUCUGAUGCAGAGCAGUAUCUCAAAAACCUCUAUGAUCUAUAUACAAGAACCACCAAUCUUUCCAGCAAGUUGAUGGAGUUUAAUUUGGGUACUGAUAAACAGACUUUCUUGUCUAAGCUUAUCAAAUCCAUUUUCAUUUCCUAUUUGGAGAACUAUAUUGAAGUGGAGACUGGAUAUCUGAAAAGCAGAAGUGCUAUGAUCCUACAGCGUUAUUAUGAUUCAAAAAAUCAUCAAAAGAGAUCCAUUGGCACAGGAGGUAUUCAGGAUUUGAAAGAGAGAAUUAGACAACGUACCAACUUACCACUGGGGCCAAGUAUUGAUACCCAUGGGGAAACUUUCCUAUCCCAAGAAGUGGUGGUUAAUCUUUUACAAGAAACCAAACAAGCCUUUGAAAGAUGUCAUAGGCUCUCUGAUCCUUCUGAUUUACCAAGGAAUGCCUUUAGAAUUUUUACCAUUCUUGUGGAAUUUUUAUGUAUUGAGCAUAUUGAUUAUGCUUUGGAAACAGGACUUGCCGGAAUUCCUUCUUCAGAUUCUAGGAAUGCAAAUCUGUAUUUUUUGGAUGUUGUGCAACAAGCCAAUACUAUUUUUCAUCUUUUUGACAAGCAGUUUAAUGAUCACCUUAUGCCACUAAUAAGCUCUUCUCCUAAGUUAUCUGAAUGCCUUCAGAAGAAAAAAGAAAUAAUUGAACAAAUGGAGAUGAAAUUGGAUACUGGUAUUGAUAGGACAUUAAAUUGUAUGAUUGGACAGAUGAAGCAUAUCUUGGCUGCAGAACAAAAGAAAACAGAUUUUAAGCCAGAGGAUGAAAACAAUGUUUUGAUUCAGUAUACUAAUGCCUGUGUAAAAGUCUGUGCUUAUGUAAGAAAACAAGUAGAAAAGAUAAAAAAUUCCAUGGAUGGAAAGAAUGUGGAUACAGUUUUGAUGGAACUUGGAGUACGUUUUCAUCGACUUAUUUAUGAACAUCUUCAACAAUAUUCCUACAGUUGUAUGGGUGGCAUGUUAGCAAUUUGUGAUGUAGCUGAAUAUAGAAAGUGUGCCAAAGACUUCAAGAUUCCAAUGGUAUUACAUCUUUUUGAUACUCUGCAUGCACUUUGCAAUCUUCUGGUAGUUGCCCCAGAUAAUUUAAAGCAAGUCUGCUCAGGAGAACAGCUUGCUAACCUGGACAAGAACAUACUUCACUCCUUUGUACAACUUCGCGCUGACUAUAGAUCUGCCCGCCUAGCUCGACACUUCAGCUGAAGUUGAGUUGACCAAGGGAAUGUGUUGUACUUCGGCAGACCUCGGUUGACAGAAAGCACAGGCGAUUGCUUAUGACACAGCCAACAUUUUAUGGAAAAAUGACUGUUUGGAAGUAAACAUCAGCCAUACUUACUGUUGAGGUUUUAUUUGAAAUUUGGAUACCACUAGAUAUAUUUUGCUUUUUUUCUCCUAAGUUGAAUUUUUAAUACCAUUUUUGAAUUUAUAAAUUUCAAAAUCUGCAAAAGUUCAUGUCACUGUUUUUGUCCUGGAAAGUGGUGUCAGAAGGCAAGUGAAAUGUUACCAGUGUUCCAGUUCUUGUUCUUUGACAUGUUCCAUUGGGAAAUUUUACCAUCCCAUUUUUGCUUUGGUAACAGGUGAAAUACAGCAAAACUGCAUUGAUUAUGCAUAAGUUUUUAAUGAACAACACUGGUAAUUGUUUAACAGAUUAUUCUAGAUUUUUCAAAAGAAUUUUUUGCCUUUGUCAAAAGGUUAACAUUUAGAUAAUAAUUUAUGUAGUUGGAUUUUUUUCUGAUGUACAACAAUAAUAUAUUCCCAGAAAAAUGUUAUAAACUAAAGUGAUGAAAUGUUUUAUGUAGACAUUAGGAGUGGAUCAGAAUUCAUCUCCUUUCUGAGUAAAACUUAAAAGUUUACUAUUUCUUAUUUGGUAAAUAGAUUUUAAGCCAGUUCUAGCAAGGAGUUAAUAAAAUUACCUUAUUUUACAUUUCCACUUAAGACUUUAACUAAAAGACCAUAUUUAUUCAUUAUUUUAAUAUUAUAAGGGAAGUAAAAAAAACUGAGGUAUAGCAUAAACGGUGCAUUUGGGAAGUAUUGACAAUAUUUCACAACAAUGUAGUUCUAUUAAGAUUUCUAUUUUACUGCUAACCUUGAAUAAGAUGGGGUGUCUACACAUGCAGUAGUCUUCUGUUUUAAGAAUUGGCAUUUGGUAGGUAAGAUUAUAUACUCUAAAUGUGGAGACAGCUUUUCCAUAUUUACAGGUUCUGUCAUUGUCCUUUUUCAAGGCAUUUCUGAAGUUGUUCCUAGUUGGAUAUAGUUAAUUGAAUUGGCUUCCUAUGGUGACAUAGUAAAUCGCUUACGAAAUCUUAAACAUCAGUUAAAAAUUUAGAAAGGCCAUUCUAUCAACCCUAUAAACUUCUGCAAAAAUGCAUUUUAAAUUAUAUGUAGUUUUUCAGUUUCCUUUGUGUUGUUCAUAGUCUCCUAGGCCUAGGAACAGAUAAACUUUAAUACUUAAUUCAUUCUUGGCAUUUUUUCUUUAAUGGAGGCUUUUUUGGCCUAAUUUUGGAACACUUUUUCUUUUGAGAGCCUGAUUCUGAAUGGUCAUCAAUUUUACCAAACCUUCCAUGUCCAGAGCUAACUAACUGCUGUUCAAGUUACCAUCGACUUCAUUUUCUUCAUUUUCUAUUCAGCCCAGUGUUAUCAAAGUCAGCAAAGAAAAUGAAGUAUGCCAACUUUUGUCAAAACACGUUAGGGCACUGUGGCAGCAUCAGGAAGCUGUCUGGGUUUGUAUUCCUCAGCCAAGGGAGAGCCAGAACACGUUUUGGAGACUGGAGAAAAUCCUAUGCCUGUACUGUUGCCAUUAGAAAGCUCUGAUGUGAAUUCAAAUUAUACCUCUGUUACUUAAAGCCAACAGUUUUAAGGCAGUAGUUUUAGAGGCCAUUUGAACUCUUUGUACAGUGACAAUUUGUAAAAAAAAAAAAAAAAAAAAAAAAAAAAAAAAACCAGAAACAAAGACAAAAAAAAAAACCUCAAAUAAAAUACAAGAGAACAUUUUAAGACUUCCGAAUCAGAGAUAUGUUUCAAAUUAUUUUGUUUGGACUAAUUUUUUAAAUGUAAAGCAUAUACUUGUUGCUAGAUAUUUUGUUAAUUAUUGUUUCCAUGCUUGAGUUCUGUGCAAUAUUUUCCAUUAUGUCCUUUGACCAGGAUAGUGACAACUCAUAAGUGAAUAUUUAACUUAGAAGUGUUAACAUUAAUGCUCAAUAAAUAAAUUCCCUGCA
Lepus europaeus (European hare) is the source of this 4359-nucleotide messenger RNA. It is a transcript of the gene EXOC5, whose product is annotated as exocyst complex component 5. The transcript is spliced from 18 exons. Gene Ontology annotation, biological process: exocytosis; Golgi to plasma membrane transport. Gene Ontology annotation, cellular component: cytoplasm; exocyst. The record is from RefSeq and is a predicted model, not a curated record. Bases 221 to 2347 code for a protein of 708 amino acids. NCBI's taxonomy places the organism in Eukaryota, Metazoa, Chordata, Mammalia, Lagomorpha, Leporidae.